Molecule: messenger RNA, 5804 nt
Organism: Neurospora crassa OR74A
Lineage: Eukaryota; Fungi; Ascomycota; Sordariomycetes; Sordariales; Sordariaceae
Gene: crf7-1
Product: chromodomain-helicase-DNA-binding protein 4
Exons: 5
Coding region: 253-5433 (1726 amino acids)
Biological process (GO): negative regulation of transcription by RNA polymerase II; chromatin remodeling
Cellular component (GO): chromatin; nucleus
Molecular function (GO): ATP hydrolysis activity; ATP-dependent chromatin remodeler activity; DNA binding
Source: RefSeq, a predicted model, not a curated record
CGUCGCGUCUCCUUCUCCGAACUAUUCUCGGCUGUCGCGUCCCCCUCCUCCGUUCACAGUAACCCAAAUCCUCCGCGCAACAUCUUCGAGGCCGCCACAUUGUAUACCUCUCCAGUUCUCACGCUGGUACAUAUCUCCGCAACACAUGUAUUAACGACAGGACAGAAACCCCCCACCCCUGGCCACUUCUCUGGUGUUGGCCAAAGCAGUUCUCGCCCGCUAUCAACGACGAUCCCAUGUCUUCAAGACGACAUGGCAAACAACGAUAACGCCCACCCAAGCUCCGAAGACGAGCUAUUCGUGUCAACGGCAACGGAGCCCAUGGCGUAUACCUUUCAAUCUGAUCUCUCUGAAGACGAGAUUAAGAUUGCUACCGCACAGCCAGCGCCCAAACCAAUAUCACCGGCUGCCUCUGUCGCCGAUCGGUCCAGGGCGUUUUCUGACUCCGAUGCUGCCAUACCGGACCCUCAGCGCUUGAUUCCUUCCCCCGCGGUGGCUGAAGAUGACGACCCUGCUUUGUUCCUCGAGCAAGCCGCGGCAGCGCUCGCCGCAGUGACGAAAGCAGACACCUCGACCAAACCCAAGAAGCGAGAGUCGGAGUCACUAGCAAGUUGGCGUGGAAGUGUCAAUGCUUUGACGAACGGGGUAUCAGACCACAAUAUAGCUGGCACUAGGCGUGUUGACAUCGAGGUCGCUUUGCCCUGGCUCCCCCCAUCGAAGCGAGCAGCAUUUACCUACGUUGAGGUUGAGGAUUCGGAUGAGGGGACCAAACACUAUGAUACCCGUAGGCGAAGAAAUAAGCCCGCUUACGAUGAUUACCGGUUCGAUGACGAACUCGAGGGGCUCGGCCUGCGCAAGCGCAAGAGACGGUAUGAAGACGAUGAAGAACUCUACGAGGAAAACUCCGGUGAUGAUUAUGGUGGUCGUCACUCGCUUCAUGACUAUGGCUUUGUCAACGGUGCUAAGCGCAGCACGCGUACCAGCGCCCGUGCUUCUAGUGAAAGAAGCAUAGCCUAUGAAAGCGGCACAGAAUCGCGAGCGUUGAGGCCCCGCUCAGCCAAGAAAUAUCGAGAUUAUGACAGGGACGAACUCCAAAAUUCGGACGAUGACGAUGGUUUUUUCGUUGUCACGUCCGACAUCGUCAAGACCAGAGGCAGGAAAAAACGGAAAUCUACUGCGAAGCUCAAGACGACAAUGGGAGACGGCGACUCAGAUAUCGAGUUCGAGUCAAAGCGGCGUUCCUCUCGAGCCAACAAAUCCAAGAAAAGCAUGAAGGAGAUUUUCGACGACGAUGAUGACGACGACAUCUUCUAUGUUCAGGACACAAAACCCACAGCACCCCGGAUUGCCAGCGUCCGAGAGGUCUUCAAGCCGGCCCCGGUGGACUUUAAGGACGCCCACCGUCCGGUAUGUGACAGCUGUGGGUACCCUGAAGGUAAUCCUAAUAAGGGAGCCUUGGUUUACUGUCAAGGCUGUUCCAAUUCUUACCACAAGAUAUGUCUUGGCACUCGCAAUACCCGCGAGCAGCGGGUCACCAAAGUCGACACGGACUCCUUUGUCAUGCAAUGUCGGUUCUGCGUUGGCUCCUACACCAAGAAGGACCAUCGUGCUCCAAAGUAUGAUACUUGCCAAUGCUGUCAUCAAGCUAACCCGUCCUGUGCUCCCUUUUCUGAGAAAAAGACACCCAAACAAGAAGAAAAGCUGCGCGAGGAAAACGAUGGAGUAGAUCCGAUUAUGCCAGUAGACCCGAAACUGGUCAACAAUCCUCUCAAUGUCUUGUUCCGUUGCAGCAAAUGCCACAGAGGCUGGCAUUAUGAACACUUGCCUCACCCUAACGAUACCCGUGAUCCAGCCAUCAGCGAUCCUCUCAAUCUGCGCAAUCACCGUCUCCAAGAGUAUCAAACGACUUGGCGAUGCAAAGAGUGCAUUGAUACGGAGGACCUCAAGAUUGAUAAGGUGGUGGCGUGGAGACCAACUCAUAUUAAGCCCAGCCAAUACGUCAGAGGUCAGACCAUCCUCAACUUCAAUGAGGAUGAAAUCGAGUAUUUGGUCAAGUGGGAGAACAAGUCCUAUGCGCAUUGCGUCUGGAUGCCAGGUCCAUGGAUUUACGGUGUUAGCAAGGGAAACAUGCGUCUUUCUUUCAUCAAGAGGGCUCUCGGAGAGGGCAUGGAAGACCAGGCAAGUAGGGAUGAGCCUGCUGACGCACUCCUCAAAUGGACUGAAAAAGAUGCCAUUCACGACUCAUGGUUGACCCCCGAUAUCAUCCUCGAUGUGCAAUAUGCUGCCAAGUCGAUCGAAGACACAAAGAAAUACAAGGCAAUGUCGCUUGCCGACAGGAUGGAGUACGAUUUGAGCCGGAUCUUUCACGUGGUUAAGAUCUUCGUCAAAUUUGAAGGGUUGGGCUACGAUGACGCUGUCUGGGACACUCCACCUCCUGCGGACUCUUCCAUGUAUGACGCCUAUCUUGAGGCCUAUCGGGAAUAUCUGAACGGCAAGCACUUCAAGUCAGAGCCCUGGCGUAAUCAGAAGGAACGUAUUGAAGCCUUCAGGCAGAUGGAGUUCAACGGUGCCAUUGAGGUCAAAAAACAACCGCCCGGACUUACUCGUGGCAAGCUGAUGACCUAUCAGCUUGAGGGUCUCAACUGGAUGCUCUACAAUUUCCGCCAUGACCGCAGCGUUAUUCUUGCCGAUGAAAUGGGUCUUGGAAAGACUGUUCAGGUGGUUGCUUUGCUCUCCAGCAUGAUCCAGGAUAACCCCAAGAUCUGGCCAUUCUUGAUUGUCGUUCCCAACGCAACGUGCGCCAACUGGCGUCGUGAAAUCAAGAAAUGGGCCCCUGAUCUUCGGGUAGUGGCCUACUACGGCGGGCGGGUUUCCCAAACUUUGGCUCUUCAAUAUGAACUGUUUCCAAAUGGCACUAAGGACAUGAAGGCGCACGUUGUCAUCAUGUCUUACGACUCCAUCAAAGACACUGACACUCGUAGUCGGUUCAACUCCGUCAAAUGGGCUGGUCUUAUCGUUGACGAGGCACAAGCACUGAAGAAUGACGAGAACAGUCUUUACAAAGCACUCUCAGUCAUGAAUAUCCCCUUCAAGCUUUUGCUCACGGGCACACCGUUGCAGAACAAUAAGCGAGAGCUUUUCAACCUCUUGCAGUUUAUUGACCCGAAGCUAAAAGCGGAGGAACUUGACGAGGAAUUCAAGGAUAUCACCAAGGAAAAUCUUCCAAAGCUCCAUGAGCUGAUCAGGCCAUACUUCCUUCGGCGUACCAAGGCCAUGGUACUCACCUUCCUGCCGCCGAUGGCCCAGAUCAUUUUACCAGUGAGCAUGACGGUUUUGCAGGAAAAGCUCUGCAAGUCGAUCAUGGAGCGCAAUCCCCAGCUCAUCCGCGCGAUUUUCUCCGCCAACGGGAAGCUGAAAUCACAAGACCGCGGCUCGUUGAGCAACAUUCUCAUGCAGCUUCGCAAGUGUCUUUGCCAUCCCUUCGUCUACAGUCAGUCGAUCGAAGAUCGGAACUUGUCACCAGAAGUCACCAAGCGAAACCUUAUCGAGGCCUCCUCCAAGCUUCUGUUGCUUGAAGUCAUGCUGCCUAAAUUGAGGGAGCGUGGACACAGAGUUUUGAUAUUCAGUCAGUUCCUCGACCAGUUGACAAUCCUUGAAGACUUCCUCGCCGGUAUGGACCUUCCGUAUCAACGACUUGAUGGAAGUCAAUCUAGUAUGGAAAAGCAGAAGAGGAUUGAUGCCUUCAAUGCACCGGAUUCCCAAUUAUUCUGCAUGCUGCUGUCAACCCGUGCUGGUGGUGUCGGUAUCAACCUUGCGACUGCCGACACUGUCAUUAUCCUCGAUCCCGAUUGGAAUCCGCAUCAGGAUAUCCAGGCGCUUUCGAGAGCUCAUCGUAUCGGUCAACAGAAGAAAGUGCUCUGCUUCCAGCUCAUGACCGUCGACUCUGCCGAGGAGAAGAUUCUGCAGAUUGGUCGUAAGAAGAUGGCUCUUGAUCAUCUGCUGAUUGAGACCAUGGACGACAAGGAAGGCGAGGCUGCUAAUGAUGUGGAGACGGUGCUUAAACACGGAGCUGCUGCUUUGUUUGGCGAGGGACGCAAGAAGGACAGGAUCGUAUAUGAUGAAGCGGCAAUCGAUAAGCUUCUUGAUCGUUCAGCCAAGGAAGAAACGAAGCAAGAUGGCGACAAGUCUGCCGAGUCUGCUUUUGCUUUUGCCCGCGUUUGGGCACAAGAUGAGGGAGGGCUGAAGGAUGACGUGGAGACAGAACAAAAAGCAUUAACCAUGAGUGUUUGGGACCAGAUUCUUCAGCAGCGAGAAGAAGAGGCACGCCUCGAGAGGGAGAAGGAACUGCAGGCCUUGGGACGUGGUGGCCGACGACGUGGAACGGCGAACUACCGCGGACCCAAGUUCGAGUUUGAAGAAGGUCAGGAAGGAGGUGAGAGUGAUCGUGGUGACCAGGACGGUGACUUCAUGGGCGGCGAUGACAGCGAUGGGGAAACAAGCGGUAACGAAAAUGGGAACAGCCCCCACGGUGAGUUCUUACCCAACGGAGGCAGCUCACGCAAGUCACAGGCAAGGAAUGCGCAACAAGACGCCCAAGACAGUUCGGACCCCCGGCACCCCCAGCAAACCCGCUCGAGGCAAGGCUCCCAAAACCAACUCGUCGUCCAAAUUGCGCCCGCUCCCGGACCAGCAGCCCCAAACCCAAAAGGCCGCCCAACUAAGCCCGUCCGACCUAGCAGCCACAACCAAGAAGUCCACCGCAUUGCCGACUUUAACACCCCCCAUGGUCAAAUCCCCGCAUCCGGCGGCCUUGCCAUGCCCUCCCAUGCCAUCGGCGGUGACCUUGCCGUUCACCCCAGGCCCGUCCCUUCCACUCACCGACCAAAUGGCAACCCCAACGGGGCAUCCAAACUAACCUCCAAUACCCCUAUUCUCGUCCCCAGACCAGGAGCCGGAGUUGUAACUGGAGCCAGAAUUCGGCCACCAUCUCUUAAUGGUCUUCCCAAUCUGAACCCUAACCGACAGCCUAACAACCUCCCCUCAGACGUCACUAAACAGCCCAAACCCGGUAUUCUCUGGUCUAACCAAGGCCCACCCGUACCGCCAGGUGUUCCGCACACUUCAUGCUUUGUCUGCGGCUUCGUACACCCUCCUACGUGGAUGUGUCCCGAGAUGAGCCAAGAGGUUCCUCUUCGGCUGGCGCUGGAUAAUCUUAGGCUCAUACCACACCAAACUCCGGAAAGAAUGGAGAUUAAGCGUAAAUUCUUGCUCGAGAUGUUGAGGGUGGUGCAGCAGAGGAAGGAAGAAGCUAUGAGGGCGAAACAGCGGCAGCAGUCGGGUCAGCAGACUCAGGAGGGUCAGCAGAGCCAACAGGGCCAGCAGGGCCAGCAGAGGCAAGAAGGACAAGAACCACCGCAGGUUCCUCCAUCAUAGUGAAGGCGACUGGCUGGCUUACCCGUGAUACCUUUGAGGUGAUGAAUGGAUUAAAGGGAGGGGUUGGUUAUUGUUGGUUGGAUUGUCUGAGUUAUGACUUGUAGUUACUCAACCACUCUUAUAUUCGGCUUUGCUUUUAUCUUGCUUGCUUGCUGCUUACUUCACUGAGUGAAUGAGCCAGGUGGUAUGUGAUGACAGCGGCUUGCUCAACCUCUCAGGCAUGGAUGAAAAGUUCUGAAGGGUAUAGGAAAAUCGGAUGAUGCUUGCUUGUUUGGGCUUUGCUCGAUGGUGUUGAGAGGAGAAGGAUCAUACCUACGAUGCUCACCGUCAAGCAGCAAACGCCAUGUAACAAGUAAUAAAACAGUAUAACC